Messenger RNA from Acanthocheilonema viteae, 1470 nucleotides. Lineage: Eukaryota; Metazoa; Nematoda; Chromadorea; Rhabditida; Onchocercidae. The record is from the annotation of a GenBank genome assembly.
AUGGGACUAGUGGAACUAACACGUCGUGAAACCUUUUCGGCCUGUCAUCGUUUACAAAAUGCAACAUUGAGUGAUACUGAAAAUGAUCAAUUAUAUGGUAAAUGUAACAAUUUGAAUGGUCAUGGACAUAACUAUAUUUGGGAAGUAACACUUCGAGGACCAAUCGAUCAAAAAUCUGGAAUGGUAUACAGUUUGGCUAAUUUGAAAAAUGAAAUGAAAAUCGUAUUGGAUGAAGUGGAUCAUAAGAAUUUGGAUAAGGAUAUUGUUUAUUUUAAAAAUAACACAAUGAAAACGGCAAUGUUUUUGAUAGUUUUAUAUUAUACCGUGUUCACAGUUCACGCAGCUACAUAUCGUGCCAAGCUAAAGAAAACUGAAUCCAUACGUCAACAACUUAUACGGACCGGAAAAUUAGAGGAGUACAGCCGGCUAAUCCAACCAUUGCUGAAACAGACCGGAGAUUCCGGAACUGCUGAGUUUUGGGAAUAUAUGGAUGUUGUUUAUGUAUUCAAUAUUACUAUCGGAUCACCACCACAACGUUUCGAGAUUAUUCCCGAUACAGGAAGCUCAGAUUUAUGGGUUAUUUCAACUGAUUGUAACGACACUUUGUGCAUCGGAAAUGAUGUGCACACAAAAAAUCGAUUUCAGUCAAGCAUAUCUUCAACGUAUUCAUCAUAUGAUCAAAAUUUUUCAAUAAGUUAUGAGUUAGGCUAUUCUGCAGGUGUACUUGGGAUUGAUCAAGUUUCAUUUACUAACUUUACAAUUAAAAAGCAAAUAUUCGGUCAAGCAAAUCACCUUGCCCAUAUCUUCGGUGUUCUUCCAAUUGAUGGUAUAAUGGGUCUUGCUUGGCCAGCUCUUUCAUCCUUUCACGUUACUACACCGAUAGAAAAUAUAAUUGACGAAUUUGAUUUUCCAAUGAUAACAAUUUACAUGUCCACGCAUUAUGAAUCAAUAAUGGGAGAUGAUGGAGGCGCAAUUACGUUUGGUGGUUAUGAUCUCGAAAAUUGCGAUACAUUGAUCAAUUGGGUACAGUUAACCUCACAAACUUUCUGGCAAUUCACCAUACAAGGUAUGAAAGCUGGCACAUACAAAAGCAAUAGCUGGCAACAAGCAAUCUCCGAUUCCGGAACAUCCGGCCUGCAAAUACCAGCAUUUCUGAUGAGGCCAAUCAUGAAACAAAUCAAUGCUACGUAUUCAUUUCGAUAUGCAGCAUACGUGGUUGAUUGCGUCAUGCAAGCUAUUGGUCCUGAAAUUGAAAUUAAAAUAGGCGGUUUUUUCUACACAAUACGGCCCGUUGAAUAUGUUCAAGUGCAGUACAGCAAUGGAAAUCAACUGUGUUUUUUUUCUGCACUAGAGAAUUUCGGUAUCGGAUUCAGUCCAUCGUGGAUUCUCGGUGAUGCCUUCAUCCGUUCCUAUUGCAAUGUCUAUGACUUCGGGAAUGGUCGCAUUGGUUUCGCUGAAACUACAUGGUGA